AUGGCUGCAUUCCUAAGGUCCGCUUGGGUAGUUCUAUUACUUUUUGAAGUGAAGCUUGCUAUGGGUUUCCGUUGUGACAGGCGACCCUAUGGUUCUACAACUACGUCUUCACCACCUGACGUACAAAUAACAGAGACAGAUGGUCAAUCGAGAUUCAUAGGCUUCAUGAUAUCAGCGGAAGGCGACACGAAACAAGACCCCAAGAAUCCUAGAAGAAUGAUAUCUCAAUAUCCGGGGGAGAUCAGACCUCAGAGUCAGUCAACGGCCAAGUUCAGCGAUCGUUGCCUUUAUUCUGUUGAACAGUCAGUGAAUUCGUAUAAAUCAUCUGUUGAGGUUUAUUGGCAAGCUCCAUCUUCUGGUAACGGAUGCGUCACACUUAGAGCUAUGGUAGCAGAGAACGAGAAUGUGUGGUUUGAAGAUGGUGGGCCAUUAACACUGAAGGUGUGCGAAGAUAUGCGGCAGCCUGACGACGUAUCUCCACAAUUUAAUGACGAAUGUACGAUCUGCGAUGAAGCUAAGUAUGAGAUAUCCUUUACUGGUAUUUGGUCUCGUAAUACUCAUCCAAAUAAUUUUCCUGAAAAUGAUUGGAUUCCCCGUUAUAGUGAUAUGGUUGGGGCGUCACAUACUGGAGAUUUUAUUCUAUGGACACCCGGCACUGAAGCCACUGAAGGUUUAAAGCAAUUAGCAGAACACGCCAACUCAAGUAAGCUAGAAGAAGAAAUAUUAGAAAAGGUAGGCGAUGGUGUAAGAACCCUGAUUAAGGGUAAAGGUCAUAGUUAUCUUAAAAUGAACACACCAACAUAUUCUUUUUUCCGUACAAAUAAAGAUUAUCAUCUUGUCAGUGUCGCAAUUGGUAUCUAUCCAUCACCAGACUGGUUCCUGGGGGUAGCGAGAUUUGAGUUAUGCCAACAAGAUAACACCUGGCUUCGGGAACGAGAGCUAAAUUUAUUUCCAUGGGAUGCAGGCACUGAUAGUGGUGUUUCUUACGAGUCGCCGAAAAUUCAAACAUUUCCACAGGAUACUGUAAGUCGAGUACAAACGAGUUCGUAUGACAAAAACUCUCCAUUCUUCGAAACGGACAUGAAAGAUUUACAUCCAUUUGGACGAUUAAGUUUGAAAUUAAUAAGAACUUAUCAAAGGGAAUGUGAAGAAACCACUGAAAGUGAAGUGGAAGAAACGACUGAAAAUACAAAUAAAGAAGAAGGUUCCGAGGAAGCAGGAGAACCCAUAGAACCAUCCAGGUAUCAAAACCCAGAGUUAGGUAGCAGCGACAACGGGGGUUCGUUAGAACCAGAUCCGGAAUCUACAGAAGAUUGUCCAAUGACACCAUGGCAAGAGUGGAGUAGUUGUGAAGGAAAUUGUGUAGACGGAAAAAUCACUAGUAUGAAAUGGAGGGAAAGGUACCAUUUAGUGGAUGGGAUCCCGAUCGGAAAAUAUGAUCCUAACAUGAAACAUUUACCUAAUAAGGAAGUAUCUAAAUAUUGUGAAGACACUUACGAACAUUUCGAAGACGCUCCAUGUGAAGAAGACUGUUCUGAAAUUAAAGAGGAGGGAGAGGAACUCACAGCUGAACAAAGAAUCAUGGCGCCGGUUAUACCUGGCCAUACUUGGUCUAAGAAGAGAGCUCUAGCCAAAUCUGACAAAAUCAGAUCAAAUGUUUAA
Diatraea saccharalis (sugarcane borer) is the source of this 1662-nucleotide messenger RNA. The record is from the annotation of a GenBank genome assembly. Lineage: Eukaryota; Metazoa; Arthropoda; Insecta; Lepidoptera; Crambidae.